Pyrgilauda ruficollis (rufous-necked snowfinch) is the source of this 2390-nucleotide messenger RNA. RefSeq names its product homeobox protein Hox-D1-like. The record is from RefSeq and is a predicted model, not a curated record. Gene Ontology annotation, biological process: regulation of transcription by RNA polymerase II. The transcript is spliced from 2 exons. NCBI's taxonomy places the organism in Eukaryota, Metazoa, Chordata, Aves, Passeriformes, Passeridae. Gene Ontology annotation, cellular component: nucleus. Gene Ontology annotation, molecular function: DNA-binding transcription factor activity, RNA polymerase II-specific; RNA polymerase II cis-regulatory region sequence-specific DNA binding. Bases 66 to 368 code for a protein of 100 amino acids.
CCGCCCCCGCGCCCGGCUGCCCGACUCCCGCGGCGGCCCCGGCGGCGCCCCGCACCUUCGAGUGGAUGCGAGCGAAGCGGAGCCCGCCCGGGAGAAGCGGUGCGGCGCCGUGCGGGGGGGAACCUCCCGCCUGCUCCGCACGCACCAGCUUCAGCACCCGGCAGCUCACGGAGCUGGAGAAGGAGUUUCACUUCAGCCGGUACCUGUCGCGGGCCCGCCGCCUCGAGGUGGCCCGCUCGCUGCGCCUCCGCGACGCCCAGGUGAAGGUCUGGUUCCAGAACCGCCGCAUGAAGCAGAAGAAGCGGGAGCGGGAGGCGCUGGCCGCCCCCGCAGCCGUGCCCGCGGCUGUCCCGGGCGGCCCCGCCUGAGGCUCCGCCGCCCGCACGGAGGGGCCCGCGGGGACGCCGGGGCUGGGCUGGAAACUGCGGCCGGCGGGGCACCGGCUGUUCCUUCACCGGGACCGCGGCUGUGCAGUUCCGCUUUUUCUGUUGCAACUUUAUGUACAGUUUUAUUUAUGAGGAUUCAGGGAAAACCGCCGGCCCGGAGCGCCGCUGCUCGGUGUCGGACCGGGCCGAGGCAGCGGCGGGGUGCAGCUAGGAGUUAGCGGAGAGCGCCGCUUCCCCAAGGCAGGGCAGCGACCGGCUCUGCCAGCUCUCCUGGGUUCGGGAGGAGCUGGGUGCGUGGAGCGGCUGCCCCGUGCUCCCGACCCUUUCUUCGUUUUGCAUUUAAAAAGACAGAUCCAUGGGCUCAGGCAGCGUUGGUACAGAAGGGGAGAAACCCCGAGAAGGGAGAACAGGGAAAUUUCCUCUUACAGGAAGGGUCAGGGAUGGUCAUGGCAUGAAUCCAAGACCCCAUUUUGAAAGAAGUGUCCUUGUCUUCUGCCCUGCCCUUUGCAAAAUUGCUGCAAAAAAGAGGCUGGUUUUGCUUGUAUUUAUCAUUCAUUCAUUCAUUCAUUCAUUCAUUCAUUCAUUCAUUCAUUUCUUUUCCUGAUGUGACUGAUUUAGUAAAAAAUCUGGUUUUGACAGAAAAAACGGCAAGGUAAAAUUUAAAAAGAAAUAAAGUCUUAAGAGGAGCACCUCUUCCCUUUUGAGUUGCAGAGGUGCUGGGAUUUCUCUGGCAGCCCAGGACUGGCCAGUGGCCACUAUGCUGACUCCCAGCUCCCCUCUCAUGUCUGUAGACAAUAUAAAGCGUCUUACAGCAUCUAGGGCCGGAAUCAGUGCAUUUAGCCCUCUCAGUCUUCAUUGUAUCUCAUGGUUAAAAAAUUGAAUCAUUAUAAAUCUGUUUGGAACAAAUCUCACCACAUGCAAAACCUCAAGAUCUGUUGAAGCUCAGAAAGAUGCUUGGGUUUGACCAAAGACUAAUGCUGGCAAAAGGGAUGAGGAUUCCUGGGUCUUUUGCUUGGAUACUUGCACAAAAAAGAUUGGCAAUGUUCCCAUAGAUAAAAUAACAGUAUCAAAGCGGACAAAGGAACCAAGCUUAGACUUUUUUCCCAUUUGUGCAUGGGAAAGCAAAACAGCAAUGUGGAGAGGAAUGACAUCUGGAUUUACAUGAAGGUGAUUUUAUUUAUUUGUGGACAGGACUUUUAUUUUGGACAAGCCUCUUUCUGCCCUGGAUUUCUGCUGAGUGUUGGACUUUGGGGUGAAAAACCAAUUAUGGGACUAGGGGAGAGAGGCUUCAAGGGGGCCUGUGAAGUGCACUGGGUCCCUGUCUGGAAGCCAACCCCAGACACCAACAACAAUUUGUCUUUGUUGGAUGCUUGCUGGGUAAAACGAACACAGAGAGAAGAUGAAGAUGGAUGUCUCAAGUCAAAAAGUCUGCAACAAAGAAGAUUUUUACUCUGUGUAAUACUUUCCAUCCCCUCGGGUGCCCUUCUGCUUAAGGCUUUCUUCUGAAGACUUCUGCUGAGGGACUGGGAAGCCACUGCUGAUGGAAGCUUCAGCAGAGGUUGGUGGAAACCCUGGGAAACCACUCCCAAAAGCUGGGCAGGCAAGUUAUGAUGAUGUUGUGGCAACAAAUCCAUGGCUAAACGGGGCCAGGAGCCUCCUUGACAAGGAGAUGGAUGUUCCCCAUAGUGAACAUCUGAAGGAAGGGACUUCCCAAGACAGAAGGGUUUGGUCACACAUCAUAUCCUGACUGUACUGGCAAAGGACAAUGCUGCUAGAGGCUCACGGUUGUGCAUGCACACAGGCACAUUUUUAUUCUGUACAUAGAGUUAUGGUUCAUAUCCCUUGGGCUGCUUCACUUCAUGGCAUAACCCUAAAAAUUCCCAGGACUGAAGUACUCGUGUGAAACUAGCUGCAACCAAAAUGUGUGGUUUGCAGUUCUUCAUUAAAGUAAUGACACCAAACAAGUGUUUAUACUGCAGGCUGCUCAUUCAUUAAAAACCAGGA